Molecule: messenger RNA, 4227 nt
Organism: Electrophorus electricus (electric eel)
Lineage: Eukaryota; Metazoa; Chordata; Actinopteri; Gymnotiformes; Gymnotidae
Source: RefSeq, a predicted model, not a curated record
GCGGCCUGACGGCUACAUACGCGUUUUGUUGUUGAGCGCUGUAGAAUGCUGCGAUGUUUUAGCCGGUCAGCACAGAUAACGACAUCCAUUCUCAUUACAGAAAAGAAAACUCAAUCAUAUUUUUGUCGACGCGUUAGAAUGAGUGAGCCAGCAGUGGAGAGGGUGGUGAGUGACAUCAUUCGCUCUCCAGAAGACAAGAGGGUGUACAGGGGACUGGAGUUCACCAACGGUCUGAAAGCGAUGCUCAUCAGUGAUCCCACCACGGACAAGGCGUCAGCAGCACUUGAUGUUCACAUAGGUUCGUUGUCGGAUCCUCCGAACAUUUCUGGUCUGGCUCAUUUUUGUGAGCACAUGCUAUUUCUGGGCACUGAGAAGUAUCCCAAAGAGAAUGAAUACAGUCAGUUCUUGAGCGAGCAUGCGGGUAGCUCCAAUGCUUUCACCAGUGGGGAGCACACCAACUACUACUUCGAUGUCUCCCAUGAGCACCUGCAGGGGGCACUGGACAGGUUUUCCCAGUUCUUCCUGUGUCCUCUGUUUGAUGAGAGCUGUAAAGACCGUGAAGUGAAUGCUGUGGACUCUGAGCACGAGAAGAACUUGAUGAAUGAUGCCUGGAGACUCUUUCAGCUGGAGAAGGCCACUGGGAAUCCUCAUCACCCCUUUAGCAAGUUUGGAACAGGCAACAAGCUGACCCUGGAAACAAGGCCCUCACAAGAUGGCAUUGACAUUCGUCAGGAGUUGCUGAAAUUCCACUCCACGUUUUAUUCUUCAAAUCUCAUGGGACUUUGUGUUCUGGGGAGAGAAUCUCUGGAUGAGUUGACGUCUAUGGUGGUCAAACUCUUCGGAGAGGUGGAAAAUAAAUCCGUGCCUAUCCCAGAAUUCCCUGAACACCCAUUUCAGGAAGAGCAUCUUAGGCAAUUUUAUAAGGUGGUACCCAUUAAGGACAUCAGGAACCUGUAUGUAACCUUCCCCAUCCCAGACCUACAGAAGUACUACAAAUCCAACCCUGGUCAUUAUCUGGGCCACCUUAUAGGACAUGAGGGCCCAGGGAGUCUGCUGUCUGAACUGAAAGCCAAAGGCUGGGUUAACACUUUAGUUGGAGGCCAGAAGGAGGGAGCCCGGGGGUUCAUGUUCUUCAUCAUCAAUGUGGAUUUAACAGAAGAAGGAUUGUUGCAUGUGGAGGACAUAGUCUUUCACAUGUUCCAGUACAUUCAGAAGCUGCGUACAGAGGGCCCUCAGGAGUGGGUCUUCCAGGAGUGUAAGGAUUUGAACACAGUGGCCUUCAGAUUCAAGGAUAAGGAGCGUCCGCGUGGAUACACCUCUAAAGUGGCUGGACUUCUGCAUUAUUAUCCGCUGGAGGAGAUUCUUGCAGCAGAGUACAUGCUGGAGGACUUCAGACCAGACCUUAUAGAGAUGGUGCUGAAGAAGCUACAGCCAGAAAAUGUCAGGGUUGCCGUCGUCUCCAAGUCUUUUGAAGGACAGACGAACAAGACGGAAGAGUGGUACGGAACACAGUACAAACAGGAAUCCAUCUCCGAUGAGGUCAUCAAGAAAUGGCAAAAUGCUGACCUGAACGGCAAGUUCAAGCUACCCAUGAAAAAUGAGUUUAUCCCCACCAACUUUGAGAUAUAUCCUCUUGAGAAGGAUGCCCCGGCCUACCCCAGUUUGAUCAAGGACACAGCGAUGAGUAAAGUGUGGUUCAAGCAGGAUGACAAAUACUUCCUGCCCAAGGCCUGCCUGAACUUUGAGUUCUUCAGCCCCUUUGCUUACGUGGACCCGCUGCAUUGUAACAUGGCCUAUUUGUACCUUGAGCUGCUCAAGGACUCCCUCAACGAGUAUGCAUAUGCAGCCGAGCUAGCUGGCUUGAACUAUGAUCUCCAAAAUACCAUCUAUGGGAUGUAUCUCUCAGUAAAGGGCUAUAAUGACAAACAGCACAUCCUGCUCAAGAAGAUCAUUGAGAAAAUGGCCACGUUCGAGAUUGAUGAGAAACGCUUUGACAUCAUCAAGGAGGCGUAUAUGAGAUCUCUGAAUAAUUUCCGUGCGGAGCAGCCUCACCAGCAUGCUAUGUACUACCUGCGUCUGCUCAUGACUGAGGUAGCCUGGACCAAAGAUGAGCUGAAGGAAGCACUGGAUGAUGUCACUCUGCCCCGCCUCAAGGCCUUCAUACCUCAGCUGUUGUCACGGUUACACAUUGAAGCCCUGCUUCAUGGCAACAUCACCAAACAGUCUGCUCUCAGUAUGAUGCAAAUGGUGGAAGACACAUUAAUUGAGCACGCUCACACCAAGCCCCUCCUCCCAAGCCAGCUGAUUCGCUACAGGGAGGUACAAGUACCGGAUGGGCCUCAGCGAUUGAAAUAUUCAGCAUGGAUGUUUGUUGGUGGCUGGUAUGUGUACCAGCAGAGGAAUGAGGUGCAUAAUAACUGUGGCAUAGAGAUCUACUACCAGACCGACAUGCAGAGCACCCACGACAACAUGCUCUUGGAACUCUUCUGCCAGAUCAUAUCCGAGCCUUGUUUCAACACACUGCGCACCAAGGAGCAGCUGGGCUACAUUGUGUUCAGCGGACCCCGCCGGGCCAACGGGGUGCAAGGCCUUCGCUUCAUCAUCCAGUCCGAGAAAGCGCCCCACUACCUGGAGGCGCGGGUCGAGGCCUUCCUCAAGACCAUGGAGAAGACCGUGCAGGACAUGGUCGAGGAGGCCUUCCAGAAACACAUCCAGGCCCUGGCCAUCCGCCGUCUGGACAAGCCCAAGAAGCUAGCAGCCGAGUGCGCCAAGUACUGGGGCGAGAUCAUCUCCCAGCAGUACAACUUUGACAGAGACAACAUUGAGGUCGCCUACCUAAAGACUUUAACGAAGGACAACAUCAUGCAGUUCUUCAGGGAUGGGUUGGCUAUAGAUGCUCCUAAGAGGCACAAGGUGUCCGUGCAUGUCCUGUCUCGGGAGAUGGACUCCUGCCCAGUGGUGGGUGAAUUCCCCGCUCAGAACGAUGUCAAUCUGGCCCCUGCCCCUUCCCUGCCUCAGCCAGUGCUUAUCCAGGACAUGACCGAGUUUAAGAGGAGUCUGCCCCUCUUCCCACUUGCAAAACCUCACAUCAACUUCAUGGCUGCCAAACUGUGACCUGGCAUUAGUAACACCAUCUUCUCAAUAAGAGUGUGCGGGGGGGGGGUGUAUAUGAGAGAUCCAGCAGAGUCAUACCGGUGGUGCUGUACCAUGUUAGCUGUGCUCUACAUUUUAGGUCAGUCACUAAGGAGCUGCAUAAACUCACUUAGGUUAGGAUGUCACCUGUUAAACACAUUGUGAAGACUGUUUUAGAAUAUUCAAAAAUGAUCAUUUCCUUUAAUCAGGAAUAUUUCAUGCAGGUUUUGAGUGUUGACCACUUUUGAGUGUUUGGUCAAUAGAAGGUUAAAUCUUUCAUUUCAGAUAUGCUGGAGAGAUUUUUCUUUACUUGUGCUUGUUGAAGGCAGUCAACAUUUUGGCAAUCAAUCCUUUUUUUUUUUUAACUUACCCAGACCCUAGAAAAUGCACUGAUAUCAUUUCUUAUUCAUGUGCAGUUUUGAAGUCUGUCAGAGCUACAUAGAUUAAAAUAAGGAUCGCUAAACUUCAGGAGCUGCUAUCUCUGUUCAAAGCUUAUGAGGUAUGCAUUUUGUACUCUAUUUAUUACAUUUACAUAUGGGGAGAAAAAAAAUAAUGAAUUGGGUUGUAGUUGUUUUUAUAAACAUUUUGUUGAUCUGUCUUUGUCUGAGCUGCACAUAUCGCUUAGCUGAUGGCUCCCAGGUUAGCCACCAAGAGAGUCUCUCGCUUAGCUGAUGGAUUUGCUCUCUCCCUGUAACCUCUCAGAGAGGAUCAUUUGAACCGUAUCAGUCAAUAGUUUAUGCAUGAAAUGUUGAGCUGAAUGCAGGGGUGAGUACAAUAACACUACAAGUGCGUAGGCAUGUGACAUUGGAGUAGCUAGAAAGGUUGGCGCCGCAGCACGAUGUAGCUUCUCCCCAAGUGUUCAGGCUUUGUACAGGGGGGGGAAACCAAUUGGCAUUACUGAAAACAUCUGACUUUGGGUAAAGAGAGAAAAGUGUUUAAUUGCCAGAAUGUUGAAAUUAUUGAGCCCAUUCACCCAAAACUGUAUCACUUGUGUAGGAAAUUUCUGUACUGACUAAACAUUUUGGCCUUAAGAAAACAUUUUAAUUAAUAAUCAGGUUUUUAAAAUCUGACUUUUUUUUAUUUGUACUAGUUCAA